AUGCCGGACCAACCCCUACUGGUACUGUAUGGUACCGAAACUGGGACCGCGAUGGAUUUGGGUGAGGCUUUGUGGAGAGAAUGCAAGAAACGAGGAGUGUCAGUCCGGCUAAUGCCCUUUGAUGAAUAUAAUCUCAAUGUUGGUAAUUUUUAUACCUUUUCAUGUUUUUAAAUGUCUUACUUUUGUUUUUUGAGAGUUUUUAAAGUGUUUUGUAAAGUGGUGGGGAAGUUAUUGAAAAAAGUAACGAAGUGCCACAAAAUUUAUCGGAUUUUGGAAAAUUAGCUAAUAUGUUAGCAAAUAGAUUAAAAUCUGCAAAACAAUGUCAGAAUAAGAUUAUUUAAACUUAAAAUAGUUUUCUCAACGCAAAUUAUUCUAGGAUCUACCAUCCGAACCCCUAGUAAUAUUCAUCGUAUCCACCAGCGGCAAUGGUGAAUUACCAUCGACAAUGCGUGAAAACUGGCGACGAUUACUGAAUAAACAAAUACCAACAGACUGGCUAGAUGAAACCGAAUUCAUUUGUUUCGGGUUGGGCGAUUCAAGCUAUCAAAAAUUCAAUUUUGCCGCCAAAAAGCUAUUUCGAAGGCUAUUGCAAUUGUCAGCAACUUUAUUGUCAGAGCUUUAUUUGGCCGAUGAUCAACAUGAAUUAGGCCCUUAUGGAUUGUUCAACGAGUUUUUGGAGAAAUUCUGGGCAAUUCUGAAAGAAAAACGGUCGAUUUUUAAGGUAAAAAGGGUGAAAUAGUGGCUUUUCAUGGUGUAUAUGACAGUUUUUUGGUUUUACCUCUCUGGGUUUCGAUUAUUUUGGACUGGUUUUUGAAUUUCAUGAUAUUAAACAAAAUUUUCGUUAUAAUAAAUAUAGUUUUAGUGCAAUAUUUUAAUUGUAAAAUCAGUAUUUUAGACUUUCCAUCAACAACCAGACCCUCAUUUCCCUUACAAAUUCGAAAUCGGACCGCCAGAAGCGAUUGAAAGCCACAGUAGCGAGUUUGUUGAAGUACAAUGCUUGAAAAAUGAACGGGUAACAUCAGAAGACCAUUUUCAAGAAACCAGAUUAAUCUCCUUCUCCACAGACGUUCCUCAAGAACAUCACGAUCGACUACAAUAUGAACCGGGCGAUGUUCUUAUGAUCCAACCCAACAAUCUUCCAGAAAGUAUAACCCUAACCAAAACGGCAUUACAUUUAACUGAAGAUGUCCUAAGUCGACCGUUUAGUAUCAUACCAACCGAAGAUACUAUCAAACUACCACCAGUAUGGCUAAUACCACAACCUACCACCCUAAAUCAUGUGUUGAACAACUACUUUGACCUUCAAAUGAUCCCAAAACAAUCGUUUUUCAAAACUCUGGCCAGCUUCUCCCAAAAUGAAAUGGAAAAAGAGCGUCUGGAGGAACUGUACGAUCCUCAGAACCUGGAUGAAUAUCUGGAUUAUGCUCAACGACCAAGACGAACAAUAGCAGAAACUUUGAGGGAUUUCGUCGCAACUUCAGCAACUUUCUUUGAAAAUCUGGAAUUCGAAAAGGCGGUGCAAAGACUAUUCGAAUUGUUUGUACCAAUAAGACCAAGAGCUUUCAGCAUAGCAUCAAGUCCAACGGCUCACAAAGGAAUGAUUCAGGUUAUUGUAGCAAAGGUGGGUAACUUUGAAAAGGUGUUACUGUAGGUUAUGAUAGAGGUAAAGAAUGAAAUUUAAGUAUAAAAUGCAGGAAAAUGAAUGGAAGUUAUGGUAGUUGCAAGCAAAACCCUUAAAAGUUUUGUUAGAUUAGUUAAAAAUUCAAAAAAAUGGCUAAAAACGCCUAAAAAUCUUAAAUUUUGGACAUGGAUAACAUAAUUUAAUCACAAAUUUAUGAAAAUAAACAAAAAAUUUUAGAAAACCUAUUUUAAUUGUGUCAAAACAAAUAUCGUUUGAUUUUUAAAAGUUUAAAAAUAAUCGGAAAACACAUCUAAAAGUUAUGUAUAAAAAUUUAUAUUAUCCAUGGUACAAAUCGGGGAUGGAGCCAGUUUAAAUGUCAGUUUGGCAAAACUGUGUAACCGUUUAUCUAAAAUACUAAAACAAAAAGAUGUAGAAUUAAAUUCCGACCAUUUUGAAUACAAAUUUACAAAGUUUUAAACCAUUUUCGGUGCAGAACAAACAAUAAACGAGCACGUUUCCCGCGAAAAACACCCAAGUGCUCCGCUCCGGCGCGAGCAAACCAAUGGCUAUGCGAACAAAAAGGGAAGGCCUCCGUGGGGGUAUAGCUCAGUGGCAGAGCAAUCGACUGCAGAUCGAUAGGUCCCUGGUUCAAAUCCGGGUGCCCCCUAAAGGCUUUUUUGCACUUUUGAGCGGCCGGUGUGGUACAAUGUGAUGUUUUAAGGUUGUGUGUGACUUGGUAUUAGGUUUUAGGUAAUUUUAAGGGUAUUUUCAAAAGAUUUUUAGUGUUAAAAAUGACAUUUUUGAGGCAAAUAUUGGUUUUUAGGCAAAAAAUGGCGUAAAAGUUGUGAAAUUAGGCCUAUAGUUAAUCUUUUAGGUGUCCUACCGGUCGAUUGUGAUGAAAGAACAUAGAAAAGGAUUGUGCAGCACAUUUUUGGCUCAAAUUCAUCCCGGUGAUAAGGUAAAAUACGAUGUUAAUAACCGUUGUUUGUAUAUUGUAUAGUCUUCACAAACAGUGUGAUAAAAUCAAAACAAUUGUAAAGAAAGUUUUUGUUUUAGGUCUACGUGAUGAUAAGAAAAGGCACAUUUAAAUUUCAAAACCUGUACAGUAACCCGAACCUCAAGGCGAUCUGUGUGGGACCAGGAACUGGCAUAGCACCGUUUCGGUCAUUUUGUGCUGAAGUUGAACAAAAAUCGACCAGUGAUUUGGAAAACAUGAUGAAUAUGGAAGAAACAGUUACUGGGAAUUCUGAAAAUGCAAAAAAGUUAGGUCAAAAAGGUCGAAAAUCAACUGAUACAGAGGAAAAUUUGAAGAAAUCGGCGGAUGAAUCGCUGAAAACGGUCGAAAAAUGUGUCGUAUUCUUUGGAUGUCGUAACGAAAACAAGGAUUUUUACUUCAAAGAGGAUUGGGGCACCAUGAGGACCACUACCAUGGUACCAGCUUUUUCUAGGCCAGAGGAAAAGGACCAGAAAGCUUAUGUUCAAGAUAAAAUAAGGGCUUUUGGAGAGGAGAUUUGGAACGUUUUGAGAGAUAACGGUAGGGUUUUUAGCCAAAUUUUAGAAAAUACGACAUAAUUUUGACCUUCGUUUGUAAACAUAAUAAUUUCAGGCAGUAUUUUCGUAGCCGGCAGAGCCAAAGAAAUGCCAGAUGAAGUGAUAAAAGCCAUUAAAGAUGUCAUAGUCAACGUUGGUCAUAUCGAAAAUCCCGAUGAAUUCAUGAAUCAGAUGGAAAAACAAGGGCGGAUUCAGUUUGAAACUUGGGAUUAG
Messenger RNA from Bursaphelenchus okinawaensis, 3385 nucleotides. NCBI's taxonomy places the organism in Eukaryota, Metazoa, Nematoda, Chromadorea, Rhabditida, Aphelenchoididae. The record is from the annotation of a GenBank genome assembly.